Limulus polyphemus (Atlantic horseshoe crab) is the source of this 6006-nucleotide messenger RNA. Its product is annotated as transmembrane 9 superfamily member 2-like. The record is from RefSeq and is a predicted model, not a curated record. The transcript has 18 exons. NCBI's taxonomy places the organism in Eukaryota, Metazoa, Arthropoda, Merostomata, Xiphosura, Limulidae. Gene Ontology annotation, cellular component: membrane. Bases 216 to 2105 code for a protein of 629 amino acids. Gene Ontology annotation, biological process: protein localization to membrane.
GUAGUGAGCACAGCACAGAUAAUCCAGUGUUAUGAUUUUGUAACUCUGCGCUUAACUUCAAACUCAUAAUUUAAGUUGUAUAAUUCGGCUCUCGCGAGAGAUAACCAAUCGCUCACACUCUGAUUUCGCGUAAACGUAGUGAUUAGUACUGCAUAGUCUAGACUAGGUUAGAAGAAAGGAGAGGUUAUAAAUUAUAACGUGAAAUUACAAGUUUCAUGACCAUGUGUCAACGUAUAUUUGUAUACACAAUAACAUUUAAUUUUCUUUUCAUAAGAAGUUCUCACCAGUUUUAUUUACCAGGUUUAGCACCCAUUAAUUACUGUGAAGAAGAUAAAACAACAGGUAAUUGUAAGUCUGAAGUGGAACUUUUUGUAAAUCGCCUUGAUUCAGAUGAAUCUGUAAUUCCAUUUGAAUAUCAUCAUUUUGAUUUCUGUACGGCAUCUGUUGAGGAUUCUCCUGUGGAAAACUUGGGCCAAGUGGUGUUUGGAGAACGAAUUAGACCAUCUUUGUACAAAUUUAAUUUUUUAAAGGAACAGAAAUGGAUUGUUGACAACAUGCCAGUGACUUGGUGCUAUAAUGUUGAAGGAGAGCAGAAGUACUGUUCAACUGGUUUUCCUAUAGGCUGUUAUGUAAAACCAGAUGGAACACCUAAAGAUGCUUGUGUUAUUAAUACUGCAUUCAAUAAACGUGAUACUUACUACCUUUUCAAUCAUGUGGAUAUUGCAAUUACCUACCACAGUGGAGAUGGAGAAACCUGGGGGGUUAAUUUUGGAGAUAAAGGGGGCCGGAUCACUUCUGUGAAGGUUGUACCCAAAAAUAUUAAACAUAGAGGGACAGGUGAAAAAGCUUGUAAUUCUCCUAUUGAACCCAUGGGAAUUCCUGGUAAAAUGAAAAAAAAUGAUACCAUAACUGUGAACUACACUUAUUCUGUUUUUUUUUUGAAGGACAAUAGUGUGAAAUGGUCAUCUAGGUGGGAUUAUAUUCUGGAAUCAAUGCCUCAUACUAAUAUUCAGUGGUUCAGUAUAUUGAAUUCGCUAGUGAUUGUCCUGUUCCUGACUGGCAUGGUUGCUAUGAUUCUUCUUCGUACUCUACAUAAAGAUAUUGCUCGCUAUAAUCAGAUAGACUCUGGGGAUGAUGCCCAGGAAGAGUUUGGCUGGAAGCUAGUGCAUGGUGAUGUUUUUCGUCCUCCUAGGAAAGGAAUGCUUCUUUCUGUAUUCCUAGGCAGUGGAGUUCAGGUGUUCUUCAUGACACUUAUUACUUUAUUUUUUGCCUGUCUUGGUUUUUUGUCUCCUGCUAACAGAGGAGCUUUAAUGACUUGUGCAAUGGUUUUGUACGUGUGUCUAGGCACUCCGGCAGGAUAUAUUUCUGCAAGAAUUUAUAAAAGUUUUAAUGGUGGGAAAUGGAAGUCUAAUGUCCUGUUGACAUCACUUCUCUGUCCAGGACUGGUAUUUGGUUUGUUCUUCAUCAUGAAUCUUAUCCUGUGGGCAAAGGGAAGCUCUGCUGCAGUCCCAUUCACCACUCUGCUUGCUUUGUUGGCUCUUUGGUUUGGAAUUUCUCUGCCUCUCACCUUUGUUGGUGCUUAUUUUGGUUUUAAGAAAAGAACCAUUGAACAUCCAGUACGAACCAAUCAAAUACCAAGACAAAUUCCCGAGCAAUCUGUUUACACCCAGCCUGUGCCAGGAAUUAUUAUGGGAGGCAUUCUUCCAUUUGGAUGCAUCUUCAUUCAGUUGUUCUUUAUCCUGAAUAGUAUUUGGUCCAGCCAGAUGUAUUACAUGUUUGGAUUUCUGUUCCUUGUCUUUAUCAUUUUGAUCAUUACUUGCUCUGAAACAACAGUUUUACUGUGUUAUUUCCAUUUGUGUGCAGAGGACUACCACUGGUGGUGGCGUUCUUUUCUAACUAGUGGCUUCACAGCAGUCUACCUGUUUGUGUACUGCAUUCAUUAUUUUAUAACCAAGUUGAACAUCACUGGUUUCACCUCAACAUUCUUGUAUUUUGGCUACACUUUUAUUAUGGUUUUCCUCUUCUUCUUAUUCACAGGUACUGUUGGAUUUUUUGCCUGUUUUUGGUUUGUGAGAAAAAUCUAUAGUGUGGUAAAGGUUGACUGAAUGUUAAUCAUAUUUAGGGAAAUGGGUAGGUUCAACACACCACAGAAUGAAGCAGUCACACCCUAUUUACUGUCUAUACUGACCCUUUAGAUAAAGCUUGAUAGUGAGAUAAAUGGAACCAUUGACAGUUUAGUGUUAUUUGAAGCUGUGCUUGAUUAUUGUUGCACGGACUUGGAUAACCUAAUGCACUGAAAUGAUAUGGGUGAUGUAUCAUUUAAUAUACAUAUAUAUAUAUCUAUCACCGAAGACCAUGGUCAAAGUGUUUUGUGAUUAAUUGGAAAAGAUAUAAAGUAUUAUGCAACUUCAGCAAACUUGUUUUAAGUACAGUUAUUUUAUAGUUUAUUAUAUAUACAAUAUAUAUAUUGGGUGUUUCAGAAAAAUGUUUCACUGAUUCUGAACUUAUAGGAAACUUGUAAAGAAAAGACCUUAGUAAAUUUAAACAGAAAUUCUCUGUCUGUCAGCAUUUGAAAUUUUUAAUAUCAGAAAAAUGAAAGGUGAAUUUAAGAAACAUAAGCUCAAGAAGCUUGUAGUUUAGUAAUAUUAUCUUUCUUUUAAUAUUUAUCAUUGUAAGAAAAAAACUUAAGAUAAAAAAAAGUUGAUAAACCAUAUAAAAAAAAUUACAGAUGUACCUAUGAUAUAGAUGAAGAGGUUUAUUCAUGACAACUCAGUAUAUUUUAGCAUUACCUGUUUCAGAUGUGUAGGGAAGCACAUUAUGCUAAUACAGUGAUAGGUAAACAAAUAAAAAUUUGUAAGCACAAUCAGUGGAGUAGGAAGGAGUUGUAAAGUGGGGGUGCUUGACUAGACAUGCAGAUUUUACAAUGAGUGUUUGACAGUAUAAGGAGAAGCUAAAAGCAGUUCCCUUGCUGCCAAAGGUAGCUCAAUCUAGGGGAGUCUUGGGGCAUGUUCCCCAGGAAAUUAAUAUGAUACUAUGAUUUACAGUUGAUAUAUAAGUCAAAUAUGUAAAUGUGGGGUGCUACAGCACUCCCAGUUUCAGCACCUCUGACAAUGAUAUUUAGUGUAGAAAUCACUACAUGUUUCAGCAGUAUCUUGGUCAGUCUUCUUCAGGUCUGACAUAAACCUAACCAUACAGGGCUUAUAUACAAAAAAAAAAAAAUAUGGGAAUACAAGGUUUUCUGAUCAAAGGAAUGUUGUCACAUGAGUGUGUUGAAGUUUUGCAAGUGAUGUGUAUAAGGUAAUGAGAUUGCUAGGGCUGGUCAAUUGUAAAGAAUACUAAGAGAGUAUAGGUAUCCAGAGUUUGCUAAAGUUACCAGGACCAUUGUCAUGGUUUAGGGAUGAACCAUCUUUCUGUUAUAAUUUCUAAACAGUCACAUUCUUUUUUAUUAUUGAGUUGAUGUACGAGAAAAAGUUUAUCCCAAAGCAGCCUAUCGCUAGAUAUGAAUUAAUGAAAUUUUAGCUCAAAUUUUUAAAAUUCUUCUUUAUGCAUUUGACCUUUUUGCUGUUUGCAUCAGAUUUUUCAAAGAACAAGAAAUUUGUCCAAUAUGUUUCUUACCACGUUCUCAUGAGAUACUAUGUACACCUUGUGUCUGUUCUUUCUGUAAUACUUAUUUCAAGUUAGGGGUAGCAUGUCUUAGUGUCUUGGACUUGUGGUUGGAUGGUUGUUGGUCCACAUCAUGCUGUUAUGUCCAUGAGCAACACUUACUUUUCCCCACUUGUUCCAAUAUAUCCAAGUGUAUGAUGGUACCAGCUGAUAGCUGAAGAUUUACCUGCAAUGGAUAACCAUUCUCAUCCACUUGAAACUGGAGUUUGAAAGCACCAUUUCUUUGUGCCUUGCAAAGAAUUUGUAAGGAUUUACGUUUUUUACUUAAAGUUAGGUAAUAAGAUGCUUAUCUUAGAGAAAGUUUAGAUAUAAUUUUUACAACAGUUAAUCCAGACGAAAAGGAAUUGAGAGGAAUUUGUCAUGUUUUUUUACAGUCUUGAAGUUUAAUAAAAUUUCUGUCUGUGGUAUUAUGGUUAAAACCUAUAGAUAAUGUUACAUUCUUUUAGUAAUUCAUUGCUCUUUGUAGAUCAUUUUUUGAGUUCAGAAAUGUAUAGGUUGAUUUACUAAGAUAAAGUGACUUUUAAAGUAGGUAGAAGUUUAUUGUGAUGGGAUACUUUUAUCUUAUGUUGUGAUACCCCUGUACAAGACAAACCAAGGUACUGUCAAGACACAUAGUAUGCUUUCUACAAUAUAUGUCAUGUGCUUGCAAAUUGUUUGUUAACUUACUACCAUGUUUUAAUUUGUUUUCAACAGUUAACAUUGUGCAAAAUCUUCUUCUUUUUCCUUUAUAAAGGUAUUAUAAUUAUUUUUGGAUAGAAUUUUUUAUGUUUUUUUUUGUGCUUCUACUAUUGUUAUUUUCAGAAAUAUUCUUCUCAAGUUGCUGUAGAAGAUAAAAGUUGUCUUAUAUUUAAAUAAACAUUUUAAGUUUCUUCAAGCAGUAAUAUUUUACAGUGUCAACUUUCAAAAUUAAUUCUUUCUUAACUUUGGUGCCACAUCAGUAGUCAACAAACUGUUUGCUAGUUUUUUCUAAACAAACCUUAGUUUCCAGUCACAUCAACAAUGGAUUAGUGAGUGUUAGUUUUUAUUUUUAGAGUAUCUUUAAUUAUGAUCCUGUAUUGCUAUAUUUUAAUGAUGUUAUUAUUUGAUUUUAUAAAUACUAAUAUAAAUUAAAAUUCUUCCUGAUAUAAUUAUUAUAUUGAUACAGUUGUUGACCUUUUUAAAAUUAAUUUAGUCAUGGCAUCUGUAUUAAAAAAAUUUUGGAAUGCAACAUCCUUUGCAUGUGAUGUGUGAGCUAGUAAAUAUAAAAUACAACUUUAAGAAUCUUAAAAGCUCAGGUAUAGCUAAUUUUACCAAUACCAUAAUUUAUAGUUGUAAGUCACUCUCUUUAAUAUAUUUGUGUUAUAAAGUCUGUAGUGAUAUGUAUGGCCAGAAGUGAUAUAGUAUUUUUUUGUGUAAUGUUAUUCUUGGAGUGUCUGCUAUGUUUAUCAUAUUUUUACUUGAUGGAAAUUUACUGCACCUGUCAUUGACAGUUAAUUUACCAAUAGUGUUUUUGAGCAUUAAACAUAAUACCCAAUGAUUAGCCAAAGAUUGCUUAAGUUUAUCACCAGGUCUAAUUAAGCUUAUUUUUAUGGAGAAAAACAAAAAACAGUUCUCUGAGAAUUCAAAAAUAUUUCAGUAAAAAUUGUUGUGUUUGAAUUUGCUUUUAAAGUUCACAUAAAAAUGUAUACUAAAUACCGUAUUGGCUUGAUUAUAGAGCCCGAUCUCGAGUAUAAAGCGACUCCCCAUUUUCAGAAACCAUGAGAAAGAAAAAAAAAUGAAUGUUAUAACGUCCAUUAUUGGUCUGCAAAAUCAAUUCUAUAACUGAACAACCUGCAGGUGGAUUAGUUGCAAAAAUUAGAGAUGACCUUGAGCAAACAUCUGGCGCGCAUGCGUAGACGGAUGCUAUCUGGACAUCCAGGAAUGCGACAGACUAGAGUAGAGGGAAGGAGCCUAUGGUCGGCCGCAAUUAUAAGGCGACUAUGCAUUUUACAGCCUAAUUAUUAAUCAACAAACAUCGCCUUAUAAUCGGGCCAAUACGGUAAGUAUAUAUGGAUUUACAUUUUGUACACCUCAAGGUUCUAAUGUUUUUACUCAUUACAUUCAAAUCUGUUUUUUUCGAAAUCAAAGACAGUAACUUGAAUAAGAAUAUGUAAUUUAAAAUAAAGAUAACUGACGUUAAUAAUUUAUCAACAAACUGAUAGGAAACUCAACAAGCCAGGUGUUAUUUGAAUAUAGAGUAUUAUUGUUGUUGUGAAAUUAGUGUAAAACUUCUUCACUGUAGUAUCUCAACUUAAUUUUGCUAUUGAAAUCUAAGGUAUGGAUCCUUUGUAAUGUGUCGAUCUAUAAUAAAACAGUUAUUAAAAA